AAACGUACGAUAUCCUAAAACAAACUAACUUAACCGCCAUGCACAGGUUUUUCUGUUAUGGCAUACUUCUCAUUCUCUCUCUCCUCCAAACUGUUUUUCCCGCCAGAACCAUUCCUCCGGCAACCCCACCGGAGUUGACCGUCAACGACCUAUCCCAUAUCAACAAGUGGCAACAAUUUUCAAAAUUCACCGACGCAGGAAAGGGCGAUCACUUCUCCGGCAUGUCCGAGCUAAAGCGAUACUUCCACCGAUUCGGUUACCUAGACUCCGACGACUUUUCCGACACCUUCGACGACAACCUCGAAGCCGCCGUCUUAACCUACCAAAAAAAACUCGGGUUACCGGUCACCGGAAAACUCGAUUCCGGCACCGUCGGCCUGAUCAUGUCGCCGCGGUGCGGCGUCUCCGAUGAUGUCCCACAUAAACGUAAAAAUAAAUUUAAAUUUAAAUUUAAAUUCCACGUGAGUAAACACUAUGCGUAUUUUAGCGGCGAGCCGAGGUGGCAAAAAGGGGGAAAAGGCGAAAAAACGGAUACCAUGACGCUAACGUACGCCUUUUCGGACAAUCAUAUGAUUAACUACCUUAGUUACUCCGAAAUACAAGGUGCAUUCCAACGGUCUUUCGCCCGGUGGGCGUCUACGAUCCCCGUUAGUUUCACCGAGGUAGACGAUUAUCGAAAAGCGGAUAUAAAAAUCGCGUUUUACGGAGGCGAUCACGGCGAUGGAGUGCCGUUUGAUGGUGUUUUAGGGGUGUUGGCUCAUGCAUUUUCACCGGAAAACGGUAGGCUACAUUUAGACGAAGCGGAAACGUGGGCCGUUGAUUUGGAAGCUAGUAGAUCGGUUGUGGCCGUUGAUUUGGAGUCGGUUGCGACUCAUGAGAUCGGGCAUAUACUCGGGUUGGCCCAUUCUUCGGUUAAGGAAGCGGUCAUGUACCCGAGUUUGGGUCCGAGGACUAGAAAAGUGGAUCUAAAGAUUGAUGAUAUUAUGGGGGUACAGAAUUUAUACGGGUCGAACCCGAAUUUUAGGUAUAGUCCGUCUAUGGAGUCGGAUAUUUCUCCCGGGUAUCGGCCCGGGAGAAAUAGAUGGUUUAAAUUGAUGACUUUGUUUGGUUUACUUGUGGGUUUAUCAUUUUGGUGACUUUUAAUUUAUUCUUUUUAUUAAUAAGGAUCUAAUAAUGAUUAUAGAGCAGGAAA
Molecule: messenger RNA, 1192 nt
Organism: Helianthus annuus (common sunflower)
Lineage: Eukaryota; Viridiplantae; Streptophyta; Magnoliopsida; Asterales; Asteraceae
Product: metalloendoproteinase 1-MMP
Exons: 1
Coding region: 39-1136 (365 amino acids)
Biological process (GO): collagen catabolic process; extracellular matrix organization; proteolysis
Cellular component (GO): extracellular matrix
Molecular function (GO): zinc ion binding; metalloendopeptidase activity
Source: RefSeq, a predicted model, not a curated record